CUCCAGCCUAGGUCGAGUCAGAGGUAAGAUUGGACUACAACUCCCAUCAUCCUCAACCCGCUGAGCCAGUUGCCGGGCAUGAUGGGAGUUGUAGUCUCCCAGCCUCUCCGGAGCCGAUGCCUCCCCCUCCUCCCCCCCAAAGUCUUUAUUCCCCUGCCUGGCGUAGGAGAAAAGCGACCUUCUGCCUCUCCCCGGAGCGCUGCAUCGGCGGCCCCCGCCUGGAGCUGACGGAAAUCGGUAGGAGGUUUUCCCGAUGGAUGAGCAAAACCCAGCUGGCCUUGAAGGAGGAAGAGACCCCAAGCCUGAGAGCAGUGGGGAAUUCUGGAAAAGAGCUGUGGAGAACAUCCUGGGAGAGGAAGAGACCCUCAGCUUAGAUGUCCAGCGCUGGCAUUUCAGGCAGUUCCGCUACCAGGAAGCUGAGGAGCCUCAAGAGGUUUGCAGCCAACUCCACCAUCUUUGCCGUCAGUGGCUGAAGCCGGAGAGACACACCAAGGCUCAGAUCCUGGACCUGGUGGUCCUGGAGCAGUUCUUGGCUGUCCUCCCUCCGGAGAUAGAGAACUGGGUGAGGGAAUGUGGAGCAGAGACCAGUUCCCAGGCGGUGGCCCUGGUCAAAGGUUUCCUCCUGAGCCAGGCAGAGGACAGGAAGCUUCCCUGA
Molecule: messenger RNA, 655 nt
Organism: Podarcis raffonei (Aeolian wall lizard)
Lineage: Eukaryota; Metazoa; Chordata; Lepidosauria; Squamata; Lacertidae
Product: zinc finger protein 24-like
Exons: 3
Coding region: 254-655 (133 amino acids)
Source: RefSeq, a predicted model, not a curated record